UAUAAUAUCUAUUUUUGAAAAAUGCAAUAAGAAGGCUUUCAAGACAAGAUAAAAGAGCAUUACAAAUGUUCUGAAAUGCAAAGUCUUGAACUAGUCCCUGAAAACCCAAAUCAACUAUUGGGCUCACAACACAAAGAAAGUAGUGAAAACAAUAUGGAUAUAGACACAGAAAAUAGUAAAAAUGCAGAGAAAGAUAAAGAGAGUUCAGUUGGUUUUACAGAGUUGUUUAGAUUUGCAGACAGAUUAGACUAUUUAUUAAUGGGAAUUGGAACUAUUGGUGCUUUUGUUCAUGGUUGUUCUUUGCCUAUUUUUCUAAGAUUCUUUGCUGAUCUUGUUAAUUCCUUUGGUUCAAAUGCAAACAAUAUUGAUAAAAUGAGCCAGGAAGUGUUGAGGUAUGCAUUUUACUUUCUUGUAGUUGGAGCUGCAAUAUGGGCUUCUUCAUGGGCAGAGAUAUCAUGUUGGAUGUGGACAGGAGAAAGACAAUCAACAAAAAUGAGGAUCAAAUACUUAGAAGCAGCAUUGAGUCAAGACAUUCAGUUUUUCGAUACCGAAGUUAGAACUUCAGAUGUUGUGUUUGCUAUCAAUACUGAUGCUGUUAUGGUUCAAGAUGCUAUUAGUGAAAAGUUAGGGAAUUUUAUACAUUAUUUGGCAACAUUUGUGUCUGGAUUUGUUGUGGGAUUUACAGCAGUUUGGCAAUUAGCACUAGUGACACUUGCUGUGGUGCCUUUAAUUGCUGUAAUUGGAGCUAUUCAUAUGACUACAUUAGCUAAAUUGUCUUCCAAAAGCCAAGAAGCUCUUUCUGAAGCUGGAAAUAUUGCUGAGCAGACAAUUGCACAAAUCCGAACUGUUUUGGCAUACGUUGGGGAAUCGAGAGCAUUACAAGCCUACUCUGCAGCAUUAAAAAUCUCGCAAAAGCUGGGCUAUAAGAGUGGAUUUGCAAAAGGAUUAGGAUUAGGGGCAACUUAUUUUACUGUCUUUUGUUGCUAUGCCCUUUUACUAUGGUAUGGAGGCUAUCUUGUUAGACACCAUUACACCAAUGGUGGACUUGCCAUUUCUACUAUGUUUUCUGUCAUGAUUGGUGGACUUGCUUUAGGCCAGUCUGCUCCAAGUAUGGCAGCAUUUACAAAAGCAAGAGUAGCCGCAGCUAAAAUCUUUAAAAUUAUCGAUCAUAAACCAAGUGUUGAUAGAAACUGUGAUUCGGGUUUGGAGUUGGAUUCCAUUUCGGGACAACUAGAGCUGAAAAAUGUUGACUUUUCAUACCCUUCAAGACCAGAUGUUAAGAUUCUAAACAACUUCACUUUAAGUGUUCCAUCUGGGAAAACCAUUGCUUUGGUUGGCAGCAGUGGUUCCGGGAAAUCCACUGUUGUUUCUCUUAUUGAAAGGUUCUAUGAUCCUACAUCAGGACAAGUGAUGCUUGAUGGGCAUGACAUCAAAGGACUAAAUUUGAAAUGGUUAAGGCAACAAAUUGGUUUGGUUAGCCAAGAGCCAGCACUUUUUGCAACCACUAUCAGAGAAAAUAUACUCUUGGGUCGGCCUGAUGCAUCCAUGGUCGAGAUUGAGGAAGCUGCUCGUGUCUCCAAUGCUCAUUCGUUCAUUAUCAAAUUGCCUGACGCCUAUGAUACUCAGGUUGGGGAGAGAGGAUUACAGCUAUCAGGUGGACAAAAGCAGAGAAUUGCAAUAGCAAGAGCAAUGCUAAAGAAUCCAGCUAUCUUGCUUUUGGAUGAGGCUACAAGUGCAUUGGAUUCAGAAUCAGAGAAGUUAGUACAAGAGGCAUUGGACAGAUUCAUGAUUGGGAGAACAACUCUUGUGAUUGCCCACCGCCUCUCCACCAUACGCAAGGCUGAUCUCGUGGUGGUUUUGCAGCAAGGUGGUGUUUUGGAAAUGGGAACUCAUGAUGAACUUUUUGCCAAAGGAGAAAAUGGUGUCUACGCAAAACUUAUAAAGAUGCAAGAAGUUGCUCAUGAAACUGCUUUAAACAAUGCUCGAAAAAGCAGUGCAAGGCCUUCUACUGCAAGAAACUCGGUGAGUUCACCAAUAAUUACAAGAAACUCAUCUUAUGGGCGAUCGCCCUACUCCCGGAGGUUAUCUGACUUCUCGAUGUCAGACUUUAGCCUAUCAGUUGACGGAGGAUACCCUACCUAUCGGGUUGAGAAGCUUCCUUUUAAAGAGCAAGCAAGUUCCUUUUGGAGGCUAGCGAAAAUGAACUCACCUGAAUGGGCCUAUGCUUUGAUUGGCUCAGUGGGUUCAGUGGUUUGUGGUUCGCUAAGUGCAUUCUUCGCUUAUGUUCUCAGUGCUGUUCUGAGCGUGUACUACAAUCAAGAUCACAAAUACAUGAUCAAAGAAAUUGGAAAGUAUUGUUAUCUAUUGAUAGGAGUGUCAUCUGCUGCUCUUAUUUUCAACACAUUACAGCAUUUCUUCUGGGAUGUCGUUGGAGAAAACUUGACUAAAAGGGUAAGAGAGAAAAUGCUGGCUGCGGUUUUGAAAAAUGAAAUGGCAUGGUUUGAUCAGGAAGAGAAUGAAAGCUCACGUGUGGCAGCUAGGCUGUCUCUAGAUGCAAAUAAUGUUAGGUCAGCAAUUGGUGACCGGAUAUCUGUGAUCAUGCAGAACUCUGCCCUCAUGUUGGUUGCAUGCACGGCCGGUUUUGUUCUGCAAUGGCGUCUUGCUCUAGUUCUUGUUGCUGUUUUCCCUAUUGUGGUGGCAGCAACUGUUUUGCAGAAAAUGUUUAUGCAAGGUUUUUCGGGCGACUUAGAAGGUGCACACGCGAAGGCCACACAGCUGGCUGGAGAGGCAGUGGCUAAUAUGAGAACAGUAGCCGCAUUCAAUUCAGAGGCGAAAAUAGUUAACCUUUUCACGACAAGUCUCCAAACGCCUCUUCGUAGAUGCUUUUGGAAGGGACAGAUAGCUGGGAGUGGGUUUGGGGUAGCCCAGUUUUUGCUCUAUGCUUCGUAUGCACUCGGUCUUUGGUACGCGUCGUGGCUAGUAAAACAUGGGAUCUCUGAUUUCUCGAAGACUAUUCGGGUGUUCAUGGUUCUUAUGGUCUCAGCCAAUGGUGCAGCUGAAACCCUCACUCUAGCUCCUGAUUUUAUUAAGGGCGGUCGGGCCAUGAGGUCCGUGUUCGAGCUCCUUGAUAGGAAAACCGAGAUUGAGGCCGAUGAUGCUGACUCGGCCCCUGCACCUGACCGCCUCCGAGGUGAAGUCGAACUCAAACAUGUCGAUUUCGCUUAUCCCUCUCGUCCUGACACCCCGGUCUUCUUUGACCUUUGUCUACGAGCCCGGGCUGGAAAGACACUAGCCCUAGUGGGCCCGAGUGGGUGCGGGAAGAGCUCUGUAAUCGCACUCAUACAAAGAUUCUACGAACCGUCAUCAGGACGUGUGAUGAUUGAUGGAAAAGACAUCAAAAAGUACAACCUUAAGUCACUACGACGUCACAUUGCCAUAGUCCCACAAGAGCCCUGCCUUUUUGCUACCACAAUCUACGAAAACAUAGCAUAUGGACACGAGUCAGCAACUGAGGCCGAGAUCAUAGAAGCCGCCACCCUUGCAAACGCUCACAAGUUCAUAUCAUCCUUACCAGAGGGAUACAAAACAUUUGUAGGCGAAAGAGGGGUGCAGCUCUCAGGAGGGCAAAAGCAACGGGUUGCCAUAGCACGAGCAUUUUUAAGAAAAGCCGAGAUCAUGCUACUGGACGAAGCAACAAGUGCACUAGAUGCAGAGUCAGAGAAGUGCAUUCAAGAGGGGCUUGAACGCGUUUGCUCAGGAAAAACAACAAUAGUAGUUGCACACAGGCUAUCAACGAUACGAAAUGCACAUAGCAUUGCAGUCAUUGAUGAUGGCAAAGUCGUAGAACAAGGAUCACACUCGCAUCUAUUGAAAAACAAUGUAGAUGGCUGUUACGCAAAGAUGAUUCAAUUACAAAGAUUCUCGCACGGGCAUGAAGUUGUAAACCUUGCAUCAAUUGGCUCAAGUUCUUCAACCGUGUGAUGUAAUUCGAGUAUUUUUCUUGUUUAUUUUUCGAUUUUUUGGUAUAACUUCAGUAUAUGUUGCUAAAUCUUAGUUGUCUAGUUUAUGCUGUUUGAGGUAAAGUUAAAAAAUGACUAUUGUACUUAUAUCAAUAUAUGACAAAAUUUACAAUUCUCUACAA
Molecule: messenger RNA, 4141 nt
Organism: Erigeron canadensis
Lineage: Eukaryota; Viridiplantae; Streptophyta; Magnoliopsida; Asterales; Asteraceae
Product: ABC transporter B family member 1
Exons: 10
Coding region: 76-3981 (1301 amino acids)
Biological process (GO): transmembrane transport
Cellular component (GO): membrane
Molecular function (GO): ATP binding; ABC-type transporter activity; ATP hydrolysis activity
Source: RefSeq, a predicted model, not a curated record